Messenger RNA from Asterias rubens (European starfish), 2854 nucleotides. RefSeq names its product pentatricopeptide repeat domain-containing protein 3, mitochondrial-like. The coding region runs from base 1 to 2040 and encodes 679 amino acids. Gene Ontology annotation, biological process: mitochondrial translation. Lineage: Eukaryota; Metazoa; Echinodermata; Asteroidea; Forcipulatida; Asteriidae. The transcript has 24 exons. Gene Ontology annotation, molecular function: ribosomal small subunit binding; protein binding; rRNA binding. Gene Ontology annotation, cellular component: mitochondrion. The record is from RefSeq and is a predicted model, not a curated record.
AUGGCGGCCUCCAUGAGGGCAAUCACGUUCUGCCGAUCUACUGCAAAAGUGCCACUGAGUUCAUGUUUUCUGAGAUGUCUCUUUGUGCAAAGCUGCCAAACACAAGAAGCAACGGCUGCUCAACCGUCUCGGAAAGAAAUUCAGAUUCCAAAGAGGAAGAAAAGAGAUCCAACGGCUGUUCUUCAAGCACUGAGCAGAACUGUGAAAAGAGAUUCUACGGCUGCUCCAUACAUAUAUCAUGAUGAUCCAUAUCUUUUGCCCAAAAAUGCUGGAGAAAAGCGACGAUAUGCUCUGGCGUCAGAAUCAGGCAAGCAAGCUGCUCAAUACGUCAUCAACAAGUGGCCUCAGAACUUCAUGGCUUUACAGCACGAUGAGCCCAAAGUGGAGGCAUUCUACCCUCUUCAAAACCAGUAUUUGUUUAAUGAGCCGAGUGAAGAAGCCAUUUUGGAAAGAGUGGAGGCUGCAGACAUGAAGGCGGCUCUGGAGAUGUUCUAUAACACACUUGAAGCAGGAAGUGAAGUAUCCAUGGAAACCAGCAAUGCAUUAUUGGAUCUCCUGUGUUUCCAUGGUUACAAUGCCGAACCUGAGAAAGUCACAGAAUCAGAAGAAACACCUGAAAAUGAGGUCAUUGAGGAGGAGAAGCCAGAAAGUGCACCAAUACCUGACCAAUCAGACAGCAAAGGUAAAAGACCGUGGUCCAAACGGGCAGGCAGAGAACCAAAAUGGAAAGAGAACAACGACACCGAGAAGUAUUUCAAUGCCAUGCCUGAUAGGAACUCACACAGCUAUUGCUCCAUGGUCAGAGGAAUGAUAAAGCAUGGGGCAGCCAGUAGUGCCUUUGUCCUGUACAAUGAGAUGCAAGAGAGAGGAGUCCAGGCUGACGUUCACUCUUACAACGCUCUCAUCAAGGGUGCUGUGUACAUCAGAGAUGAUUACCAAGAGAGAUGGACCGUCAUUUUACAAUUGAUGCAACAGAUGCAGCUUGAGGGGAUUUCUCCGAACCUUCAAACCUUCAACUCCCUGUUAGACUCUCUCAGGAUUAUGGGAGUCAUCGGACGUAGAAAAGCUUUACAAACUCUCAGCGAGAUGAAAGCAGUUGGAGUGGAACCGAGUCUUGGAACCUACAACCUUCUGCUAGUGAUAUUUUAUAAGGACUCUCUACCACCGAGUGAUAUGUUGUAUGACAUCAUGGAUACCAUAGAAGGGAUGAGUUUCUCGCUCAAGCAUGAUCAAGAUGUUCACUUCUUCAAGAACGCUAUGAACGUUUGUUUGAAUCUGAAAGAUGUGGAAUUAGCGUACAGGGUGGAUCUUCUGCUGAAUACCGGUGAUAACAACAAACUGGCAGGGGAUUACUUCUCACAGAGUAUAUACUAUUCCAAGUUUUUUAAUCUGAUCUGCCUGAUGGAUAGUGUGGACGCCAUGUUUGAAUACUAUGACCAAAUAGUACCUUCGGCACUAGUUCCCAACUCCCAGAUUUAUGUUGAGAUGCUACGAUCAAUGGAGACAGCUGGGGCUUAUACAAAGGUUCACAAACUCUGGAAAGACAUUGAAUAUUUCGGGCACAAGUUCCAUCAACCUUUAAUUGAGUGUCUACUAUCAGUCAUGGCUCAAGCCAAUGACCUCACUGAGAAGGUCUCUUCCGAGUUUCUUGAAAUAGCUUUGGAGAUUCGGACUAUCGUGAAGACAUCCAAAUCAAGAAAAUAUCCCGUUCGAUGGAACUCCAGGAGUCUGACACACCUUGCUAUGGUUUGCCUCAAAUGUGGCCAGCUUCAGCAUGCAUGGGAUGUCAUGGAUCUUUUCCAACAAGAAAACCUAGUGCCGAGCAAUGUUCUUCUUGAGGACUAUGUAGAGGCAUGCGUUGUAGCAAGAGACAGCAAGAAGGCAAUCGACUGUUUACAACUGGUCUCGAACGUGAGCACCACCCUCACGCUGCAGAUUACCGACCGGAUCAAAGGUGAAUUCACACUACACCCAUUGGAAAGAAAAAGAAUUGAUGACAUCGUGUCAGAGGAUGAUGCAGCUAUAAAAGGAAGUUCUUGAUCUUGACCCUCACUUACCCCAACAAGCUGUCUACAUUGUAAAGGUAGAUUUAAUUGGAUUUGGAAUUUCAUAGUCAAUAAAUCAGCUGUCGAUUUCACAAAGAUAGUCCUAACUUACACCAACAAGUAAAAACAAACUUUACAAUUCAAUAUUCCCUUUCAAUAGUUUUAAUAUAUUUUUUUUUAAAGUUUCCUGACUAUAUUAAAGUAUACUUGUCUGCAUUGGUUGUCUUUAAAAUAAUCAAAAAUAUAAUAAUUUGUCAGAUCUACAUAGAACAAUACUUGUCAUUGACCGCCAUCUUUGAUGUAUUAACACUGGAAAAGUGCACGAGUGUCCAUGCUGCGCGUGACUCACGGGCAAUGAUAGCUCUUCACGCGAGCACAAUUCAUAAAAUAUGGCGUACGAGGAGAGUAUUGCAAUCCAUCUACUGUAUAAGUUUGGUAAUUGGAACCCACCGUUUGUGUCAAUCCUACUUGUUGUAGAUAACAAAACAUACAAAUGAACCUGUGAAACUUUCAUUUGAAAAGGUGGUGGAGAUACUGCUGAAAAUCUGGAGCGAUUUUGUCUAUGCAGGAAAAAUAAUCUUCAAUUGAAAUACACAUUUUGAAAAACAUUACUGUCAGUAACCCUUCUCAGUUUCAUAUUUGUCGGCAUAAAAACCUGAUAUAUUUUUUACAUAACAGCAGAAGUGAAAUGUUUCUCAAAGUGAUUUAUCAAAAGCUGCUUCAGGCUUCUAACCAAAAUAACCAAAAGUCAAAUGAAAUUCCUGAAGUAAAACUUAAAAAAAUAGUAAGGAAUGUUUCACCAAUUGUGU